Messenger RNA from Purpureocillium lilacinum, 1602 nucleotides. The record is from RefSeq and is a predicted model, not a curated record. Lineage: Eukaryota; Fungi; Ascomycota; Sordariomycetes; Hypocreales; Ophiocordycipitaceae.
AUGAGCGGCAACCCCAGCCGAGGCCACGCCGGCGAGGCUCUGGAUCGCCAAGCGCAUCCGCCAGGCACAGUCCAGCUUCUUACAAGCUACGACUCGACUCAGAGCGGCGAAUUGAUCCUCAUCCCGACCCCUUCCGAUGACUACAACGACCCUCUGAACUGGUCCAUGUGGCGGAAGUGCCUCAGUUUUGGGCUUCUCAACUCUGUGACCACGGCCACCUUCACCGCGCUAACUACUUUGACGCUCUUUUGGACACAGAUGCAAGAGGAAAUUGACCUUUCGACCCAGGACUUCACGUACGCUCAGGCAAUCCAGCUCGUCGGACAAGCCUUCACCUGUCUCGCCCUGUUGCCCCUGAUUAGAAAAUAUGGAAGACGACCUACUUGCAUCUUGUCAUCGAUUAUUGUUUGCGCAUGCUCGUGGUGGAGCGUAUACAUGAAGAGCGCCCCUGAAGUCUACUUGUACAACUUCAUCAUGGGAAUGGCCGCAGAGGUCAACGAGGCGACCGUUCAGCUGAGUAUCCAAAGCACCUUCUUCUUGCACCAGCGCGGCACGACAAAUAGCAUCUACAUGGCGUCGGUGCUGGCUGGCUCAUUUCUCACACCCAUGGCUGCGGGUGUGCAAGCAGUGGAACAAGGAUGGCGGGCGUCGUAUCGUGCCCUCGCUAUAGUCAUGACCAUCCUGGCCGUCCUGUUCAUCGUCGCAUUUGAAGAGACCAAGUUUGAGUCGACUGUCUUUCAGGGAGUUGCGGCAGAAACUGAAGAGGCUACGCACGCGGAGUUGACCCUUGACGAAAAGGACGGCAUUAGCAUGCAUGGAGAUGGAGAGACUGGAAGCGAGAGGCCGUCAUUCCCUCGUUACCUUCGACUCCAACUCUUCAGCAGUUCGAACGAGUCUCUCUGGAGGUCCUACUACCAGCCGGCUUAUGCAUGCUGGCUGCCACACGUCAUAUUCGCGUCACUGCAGUUCGCGUCGGGAGUCUGCUGGCUCGUCUUCAUGUCCUCGAUGAUCUCGAUCCUCUUCACGGCGCCGCCCUACAACUUCGACGCUGCCGAGGUCGGCUACAUGUUUGCGGGGCCCUGCGUGGGAGCCGUCUUCGGCAGUCUCUACGGCGGGCCACUGGUUGACAAGGCGGUCGUCUGGUUCGCGCGACGCAAUGGGGGCUUGUUCGAACCCGAGAUGCGGUUGUACCUGUACCCCCUGCCGGCGCUGCUCAUGUCCGGAGGCAUCAUUCUCUUUGGCGUGACAGCUGAUCGGGGCCUGCAUUGGAUCUACCCGAGCAUCGGCGGUGCCUUGUUUUCGUUCGGGUAUGGUGCCGUGGGAGACAUAGCGUUCACUCUUGUGCUCGACGCGUUCCCUAAUGUCUUUGCGCAAUCAUUCGUGUGCAUUGCCUUUUUCCGCAACGCGGUGGGCAUCACCGGCCCCUUUUCCAUCACACCGUGGCUCGACACCAUGAGUGUCACCAACAUGCACAUUCUUGCUGGAUGCCUUUGCAUCCUCGUUAACGCCUUGGCACUGCCGCUGGCAAUCUGGGGCAAAAAGGCGAGAGUUGCCAUCGCGCCGCGCUACAACCAGCUGUCACAACGUCUUGCUGAAGAGUGA